AUAAAACAAAAUAAGUCUGUGUGAUACUGCGAACAAAACAUUAAACGAAAUGAAUAAAAAUCUGUGUUAAUGUAUCUGAAGUGUGGAUAAGUGGUGUACUUGUAUUUAAAAAAAAUGAAAGUCCAAAAAUCAUUGGCGUUUUAUCUAACGGCGAAUUCGUUGUUCAGCUGAGCAUUGUGCAACCUUCUUUGUAAUGUUUACAGAGGGCGCUUCAGUGUAUUAUGAAUGACGUCUAUAGAAAACACUACCAAAUAACAGAAAACACCGAGAGAUGUGCUAUCGAGGUCACUCGUGAAAUUGUUCACUUGUGUCGUUUGAUUUGCGACUUAUGCGCAUUAUUAUGUGAAAUAUUCGGCUUGAAUGUGGUGUUUAAAUAUUUCUGUUUCAUUUAUUUUAAAUGGAAUAUAUAAAAAAUGAAGAUCCGUAACAUCACUUCACUAAACUCGGGCAGGAAAUUUUUUAUGCUCUCUUCAUUUUCAAAAUGGUGGUCACUUGUUAUUGUGUUAAGUCUAGCAUUUAAUUUGCCUUACGUGUCUUCGGACGACCCUUCACUAUUAUCAAAAGACACUUUGGGAAAAAGAUAUCGCAUAGCAGAUAUUACUUAUUUGAAUCCAUUGACGCAAAAAACCGAAAGUAUUAGUGGAAAAUUUGGAAUAAAUAGCAUCGAAAAACCAGUAGCUGGAAUUGUGAUCAGUCCGAAAUCGAAGUCCGAUUCUGGCAAAGAAAUAAAUAAUCUCGGCUGCUCAAGAUACCAAGAUACUACAAUCCCCAAUGAUAGCUGGAUUGCUUUAGUUGAACGGGGCCUUUGUUACUUUUCUGACAAAGUAAAAAUUGCAAUUAAAGAGAGCAACGCAUCAGCUAUUAUUAUUUACAAUAAUGUUACCACCACGGGUGAUUCUCACUCUGAUCUCUACAAUUCACAUGUAAUCGAUAUGGAUGGACAAGAUAAAAAAGCUUCAGCUGUGUCUGUUUUCAUUUCAAAAGAGGACGGUCUAAAGAUUGUGGAUUUGUUAAACAAAAACCAUGUUUUCACACUGAAGAUAACGCCGGGCGUCGAGGGGACAGUGCAAAAAAACAACUCCAACAACAACAGUAUCAGCAAGACAUCGGUCUUGUUUGUUUCCAUUUCAUUCAUUGUUUUAAUGAUAAUUUCCCUGGCAUGGCUGGGGUUCUACUACAUUCAGAGAUUCAGGUACUCACAUGCUAAGGAAAGGCUGGCGAGGAGACUGGCCUGUGCUGCCAAGAAAGCCAUUGCCAAAAUACCUCAGAAAACAAUCAAGUCAGGAGAUAAGGAGCUAGAAAACGACUUUGACCAGUGUGCCGUAUGUAUCGAGCCAUACAAAGCCCAUGAUGUCAUCCGGAUACUGCCGUGCCGUCAUGUGUUCCACAAGUCAUGCGUCGACCCAUGGCUGCUUGACCAGAGGUCGUGUCCCAUGUGUAAGCUGGACAUACUACGAGCGUACGGAAUGCAGGUUGGUGGCAGCCAGGAGUCUGUGCGGCCUGACCCCGAGGUGGGCCACGCCCCGGCCAGACUAGUCCCCCAGCACACGGAGCCCGAGCCAGGCUCAAGCCACGGGGAGCCCAACCCUGAGGACAUGAAGGUGCUGCUGGUGGCUCACUCCUGCCUUCAUUUCCACGUGCCCAGGGACAAGGAGCAGAAAGACGAGGCCUCCACCAGCCUCCUGGGGGCGGUGGGCGGGGUGGAGUUGGUCUCCCUCCCCCACUCUAGUUCCUCCAGUUCUUUGAAUUCUAAAGCCAGCGGCAACACGCGGGUGCGGAGGUGCGACGCUGAAGCUGGGGGGAGCCCGGAGAAGGAGGCGCUGCUAAGCGGGAGCAGCGAGGAGGGGAUUAGGAGGUGGAAGAGUGAGGAGGAGGAGGAAGAGGACUUUGAUGAUGCCCGAGCAACCAAAAGUGAUAACAGCGGCCAGAUUUCUUUGAUAGAGUCGACCGAGCUGAAAGACAAAGGGAAGAAACACAAGCGGAAAAACAGGGAGAGAAGCGGGGAAACCAGCCACGACUCGUCAUCCCUGGCAAGCGACGCCUGGGAGGCCGACGUCACUAACAACGUGUCAGAAGAGACUGACCAGGACAAAGAUAGUUGUUCGUGCGUGACGGCCGGCAGCGACGACGAGAGUUGCAACAGCAGUAUGAAGGUGGAGUUCCGCGGCGUCCUAGAAGACGAGCUGGAGUCGACGGCGUGAGGGUCAAGGUUUUGGCGGCGUAAGUGACCAGCGAGUGACCAGGACGACUUGGGACCCAAGUCAGCUCAAUAGUUCAUCCCUGUAGGGACCGAGCAUUCUAUUCGUUAAUCUGGACAAAAAAAAUAAUUCCUGCACAUGUGUUAAAAGUUUAGAAUUGAGUUGUUUAAUAGCAUGUGGUUAGAUUAAUUAGCUGAACUAUUCAUCUUGCGUAAAUUGGCCAACAAAGAAA
This is a messenger RNA of Physella acuta, 2430 nucleotides long. RefSeq names its product E3 ubiquitin-protein ligase RNF149. NCBI's taxonomy places the organism in Eukaryota, Metazoa, Mollusca, Gastropoda, Physidae. The record is from RefSeq and is a predicted model, not a curated record.